Molecule: messenger RNA, 921 nt
Organism: Parastagonospora nodorum SN15
Lineage: Eukaryota; Fungi; Ascomycota; Dothideomycetes; Pleosporales; Phaeosphaeriaceae
Exons: 3
Coding region: 1-921 (306 amino acids)
Source: RefSeq, a predicted model, not a curated record
AUGGGUGUGGGAAUGAAGGUCCUCAUGGGCAUCAGGGUUAUUGCCCUGAUCUCUACAUUGAUAGUGGUUGGGCUGGGCGCGUGGUCCAGAUUCGUUGAGCAGGACAUAGAGACGCGUGGAGCCGCAGUUUUACAACGACUUCAGCCGGAGGCGUUGACAGCGCAGGAAUGGCGCGACUUCUUCAUCGCGGCGACACAAGGGACCUCGAGAAUCUGGAUAACGAUCGUUGCCGCUUCCAUCGCAUUCCUUACAAGUUUCUUCGUCGUUCUUUCAUCAGUCGUCAGAGGCCUUAAAAUCCCGGGAACCAUCCGCGUCCCCGUCGAGUUUCUCUCCAUGAGCGCCAUGAUCGCAGCGUUCGGUUGCUCACUCAGCCUCGCAUGGACGCUGCUUGCCUUCACCAGAGAAGAGCUCGAAACAGCCGACUCUGCGGACCUUACCAUGUUCACCAUGAUCCUUCCUUUAAGCAGGGGCUUGGUCGUUACCACCGGCUGCACAAGCUUCAUCCUUCUCAGCACCAGCAUCACAGCCUUAGUUCGUGCGUGCAUGGGUGUGCGGGAUAAGGAGAGCUGCUCCUUUGAACCAACAGCAUCAGCACUUGGAAUGGGACACGGAUACCAAGCGAUCGUGCCUCCUGCGCCGCGAAGCCGCCCACCUACCCUGUACGACCCCCGAAAGCCACUCCCGAAGCAGCUGGACGGCAUGCCUCAGACCGAGGAAGAGAGAGCUCUAGCGCAAGAGAUUGCGCGAACUCCUCGCACAGUCUCAGUAUUGAGCGAGUCAAGCAGGUACUCCGGAGAUUUUGAGAAGGAGGAAACUUGGCCAUUAAAUCCGGAGAAGACACAGGUGCGAUCCAUUCGACCAUCAAGACCUUGGAGCGGAAUGCCAAAGAAUGCGAAGAGUCCUGGUUUUAACGCGAUGUAA